This is a messenger RNA of Girardinichthys multiradiatus, 4858 nucleotides long. Its product is annotated as pleckstrin homology domain-containing family A member 7-like. The record is from RefSeq and is a predicted model, not a curated record. Gene Ontology annotation, molecular function: protein binding. The transcript has 26 exons. Lineage: Eukaryota; Metazoa; Chordata; Actinopteri; Cyprinodontiformes; Goodeidae. Bases 727 to 4644 code for a protein of 1305 amino acids.
AUGAGGCUGGAGAGCCGGCGAGGAUCCUGUAAUUUGGAGAAUAAAUGCUUUUGACGGCAGCAGCUGUCUCGGAGGAAAAGUGGACAGAGCGGAGGAACGCUGUGGCUCUGGAUUUUACCAUAGCAGCAAGAGACUGUGUGGCACCUGGGAAGUUUAGUGAAGAAAAUGCCUUUUGAGUUGAUGGCAUGAACUGCUUCUAAUUGGUAUCGGAGACUAUUAAGUACACUGUGGUUGAAGUCUGCCAGAUGGAUAUCUACACCUGUGAGGUCGAAAACUCUAGUGGUUUGUUUUGAAUCACUUAGAUGUAAGGCGAUGACACAUGCUUUAUCACAUGGUCUAAGAGGCAUCCACUAUACUGAGUGCACCUGAAAUGAAACGUAAAAUGACUGGCUUGAGGCAGGACGAAGGUAGGAACCUGUGAUUUCACACUUCACCUGCGGCUUCCCAGACUGUGCUGAGCAAGACGUGUCAUUUCCAGGUGUCCAGACCUGACUCAUUAGACAUCAUCUCAUCCCUGGUUGGAUUCAGCACCUUGGAUCGCUCUCUCACCUCAUCGUGUCAGCCUUCUAACCUCUUACUCUCUUCCCAUGGAGCUGCUUGCAAUACGAAACAAGUGGUGCAGAUUCAUUUGCCUCCCAGCAGCCUGAGUUGGACUCCACGGCACUAGAAAUAGAGAGCAGCCGGAACUAUUCUGGGCACCACGUUACGUGGAACAAGAAAAACAUCAUGUGGAAUCAGUCCGGCUACUGCAACCACAUACCUCACCCUGGAUGUCCCUUUUACCAUGCUCCAUGCAGUCACAACCAAAGGACCACAUCAUUUUGUCAUCCUGUAACCGGACAGAUUUCCUCAGAGAACGUGGACUUUCUCCUGCAAGAACAGUCGCAGGGUCCGCGCAUGAUGUCCAGGUACACAGGUGAGCAGCUUUCCAGCACCACUGUGAGUGAGGCUUCCACCGCCAUCACCUCCUCCACUGUGGACUCCACAUCAGCCUCAAAGGCCUCUCGGUCCAGUGGGAAGAUUCACAGCUUUGGGAAAAGAGAGCAAUCCAUCAAGCGGAAUCCUAAUGUGCCAGCGGUGGUCCGAGGAUGGCUGUACAAACAGGACAGCUCUGGUAUGCGUCUUUGGAAGAGGAAGUGGUUUGUCUUGGCUGAUUUCUGCCUUUUCUACUACAAAGACAGCAGAGAGGAGUCUGUCUUGGGCAGUAUUCCCCUGCCCAGCUAUGUCAUUUCACCCGUGGGACCUGAGGAUCACAUCAGCCGCAAGUAUGCCUUUAAGGCUAGCCACACUGGUAUGCGUUCAUACAUUUACAAGCAGAGCUCUGUGAUUGGCUCGCAGGCAGAGCACACUGGGAUGCGGACGUAUUAUUUCAGCACCGACACCCAGGAGGACAUGAGUACCUGGCUGAAGGCCAUGAACCAGGCCACACUGAUGCAGAACCAUCUUGACACACUCAGACCUACUGACAAAGUCAACAAGUUAUUGCAACAGGCUGUUCCACAGACAAACCACGUGAGCCACCAGAAGACACGGACUUUAGACUCUGAGACCACAAAAGCAAUUGUCCACGAGGUUCUGCUGGAACCCAUUCACCGUAACACAGCGGAGCUCUGCAGCUUUCACAAAGACACAGGUGCCAUCACACUGGAGCGGCCCCUAGGAAGCAUUGCCCUGGAAAUGGACACACAGAGCUCCCUUCCAUCCAACCCUCCAGCCACUGGCCUCCCACUGUUGGACCACAUGUCCGCCUCAGCUCCCGUGUCCAGAGUGCCAUCCCGCGCUCCCUCACGAGCCACCUCAACGUUGCCCUCCAGCGUUUGCACAACAAACGGCCUGGUCUCCAUGCCUAGCCCCAUCUUAGAGCCCAACGGCAUCGCAGCGGGGACGUACCAGAGGGUGCCAGAGGCAGCAGUCUCUGACACAUUCAAGCAUGUGCAGAGGAGAAACACUCUGGAGCAGGUGGAGCAGUGGGUCAAAGUCCAGAAGGCUGAGCAAAGGGGCCCCUCCUCCAGAGAAAACACCCUUCCCCGUCGUACGCCACCAACCCAGCAGAAGUACACCUCCAUCGAUGCCUAUCAGACGUUGCCAAAAACUCCACGUCACAGCCCACCACCUGGUCGACUUGGCGAGUACAAGUAUGCUCACGACCGCAUGAGCCACUUCCGACUCACCCCAGAUCAGGUGGGUCCAGGGUCCAACACUGUGUUGCAGCUGUAUGAAUGGCAGCAGCGCCAGCAGUUCCGUCACGGGAGCCCCACGGCACCGAUCUAUACCCCGGCCCCGGAUUACCCGUUCGGCCCCCGCCCCCCGUCCACCGUGCCGCCCUCCUCCUUACGCAGGUCAGAUGGGCCUCCUCGCUGUGUGUCGGUGCCGCCUUCAGCCACAGACAUCCCUCCACCGGGGCCUCCACCUGGUACCAGCAGAACACUGUCACCAAACCGAAGGCCUCAUACUCCUGCCGAACGGGUGACAGUAAGACCCGCGGGUGAUAUGCCGGGGCUGAACAUCCCCUUCACUGUGUCUCCCCGUAGGACUAAAUCUCAGAUGCUGAAGGCUGCUACUAUUGAGAGACGCUCAAUGCAUCCAACUGGCUACAUCACUCACACAGUCAGUGCACCCAGCCUUCAUGGCAAGACGCCCGAGGAGCUCACUCUGCUCCUCAUUCAGCUGCGACGCCAUCAGGCCAAGAUGGCCUCUGUACGCCAGCAGGCCUUAGCUCAGCUCAAGAGGCUGAGUGCUCCCAGAGAGUCCUGCCAUCAGAACCAGCUCCUUACUACUGCCGCUGCUGGUGACAGCCCCCUCCUCCUCAGCGCCACCCCAUCUCCUGAGUCACACCUUGGAGAUGUUGACCCUUGCAGCACCCAGGCCGAUGACACGUACAUGCAGCUGAAGAAAGACCUGGAAUAUCUGGACCUAAAGGUAGCUGGAAGUCAGACACUGAAGGAGGCAGGGAAACCUGUCAAGGUGGCGGAAAGUGAUGUGGAUGUGAAGUUGAGUCGCUUAUGUGAACAGGACAAGAUACUCAAGGAUCUGGAGACGAGGAUCAGCUCCCUGAAGAACGACAAGGACAAGCUGGAGAGAGUACUUGACAUGUCUCACCAGCAGAUGGAGCAGUACCAGGAGCAGCCGGCCCACGUCCACAAGAUAGCCUACCAGCAGAGGCUGCUGCAGGAAGAUCUGGUGACCAUCAGGGCCCAAAUUUCUUGCGUCUCAACGGAAAUGGCUAAUGCGUGGGAGGAAUACAACAGGCUCGAACAAUCAGUGGAGCAGCUAGGGCUGGCACUGCAGGCACACAUGACCCGGAGUGACACGUCUCAGCAGGAAAAGGCUGAGCUGAAGCGUGAGCUGUGGAGGAUCGAGGACGUCAUAGGCGGGCUUAGUGUCAGCAAAACCAACUACAAGAUAACAGUUGACUCUAUUCAAAAUCCAGCAGACAGGAGAUUAGUGCCUUCAGUGACAGACCAGGCAGUGCCUUCCCACAGUACAGAGGUCCAGCCUCCUCCUCGUAGCUCCAUCUCCCACACUUUGCCUCACAGCAUCGUGCCAAAGUGGGCAGAGGACAAUGCCCCACCCCGACCACCACUGCCUCAUCUCUAUGACUACGAGGAGACCCCCCCUGUGGUGCCCCCUCUCCCCAAAGAGGCCUCAGUCAUCCGCCACACAUCGGUGCGAGGGCUCAAACGGCAGUCAGAUGAGAGGAAGAGGGACAGGGAGUGUGGCCAGUACGUUGCCAAUGGGGAUUGUAAGACUGAUUUGAGGUCAUACCUGAGUGAACCAGAACUUCCAGGAAGAAGCCUCCAGAUGACAGGGUCCGAUGCCGACUACCAGCAUUAUCCAAGCAAAGGAACCACAUUUCAGCUGGACCAGUCUAAGUCCAUCUCGUCCUACGUCACCCUGAGGAGAGGUCCUGGCAGCUCUGCACCAAAGGACAGACCCAAGAGUGCUUUUGAGCGUCUGUUGUCUCCUACGGAGGGUGAGCAGCUCCCGAGCAGCCAGCCUCGAGGCCGAAUGACUGCUGAGGAGCAGCUAGAACGGAUGAAACGCCACCAGAGGGCACUGGUUCGCGAGCGCAAGAGGAACCUCAGCCAUGGUGACCGCUCCUGCACGGGCCUGUCCACGUCGCAGCGCUCGUCAUCCUCCUCCAGGCUGCCCUCCAGCCCCUCCGAUCCUAACUCCUCCGUGUUUGACUGGCAGAAGGAGCGACCUGGAGCAGAAGGUCAGAGCAAUGAAGGACUGAAUCAAGUCAAAGAGAGUGAAAGGAGGCAAUCAGACGGGUGGGUGACGGUCACCGCCAGGCGCAUACAGGAGGUGGACUUGGAACCCCUCGACUAUGACCUGGAUAUCAGCCGGGAGCUGUCUAAACCAGACAAAGUUCUAAUCCCAGAACGUUAUGUAGAGUCUGAUCCAGAGGAGCCUCUUAGUCCUGAGGAGCAAGAGGAACGUUCCCAACGGGCUGAACGCAUCAAAAAUCUUCUCACCAAGUCCAGUGUUCAGAACAUCCAGCCAUUUUCAGUGAGUGAUUUCAGUGAGCUGGACACUGCUAUGCAGCAGCAGAAGAGGAUCAUGAGUGUCUCCCACGCGUUGGCCUCAGAGGCUUCACGCAAGAGCAAACUGGUUGCAGCCAAAGCUGCUGCCCAGCACUGAUCCACAGGACCAGCAGUGGGGACAUUCUGUUAAAUAGAAGGAAGCUCCAUGCAGAAGGAUCACAUCAUUUUUCUUCAAAUUAACUUAUUCAUUCAUUAAAACUGAUUUUUUAUAAUUAUUGAUCUAAUACAUAUUUUUCAAAGCGCUUUUGACUUUAUUGCUUCUGCACUUACAUUGCACACUUUAUGGUAAAUCAUUAAAUGACUGAACUUCC